GGCAAGAAGGCAGGCGAGAAGGAUCACUUCGCGUCGUGGGUCAUCGGGGGCGUCUUCAACACGGUGAGCUUCAUGUGGUUGCGCCGCUCUGGGGGGCUCUGCGCGCCGGCCGCCUUCUUGGGCUGGCGCGCCUGGCGCGUGCUCGGUUUGGGUUCCGCGCUCAAGUCGGCCCACGACACGAUCCUCUUCGCGGGCGAGGAGAUGUGGGAGAGUGGGGAGCUCGGGACGCUCGUCACCGCCGUCGGCUGCGUGCUGGCGGGUGCCUACGCGCUGCGCUGGGUGUUCGGGGGUGGCCGCAGGUUCUGGUCGGGCGACUCGGACUCAGAGAGCGAGGCCUCCGACGCGGAGUUUGUGACGGGGACGCAGGUGCCAGACUCGGACGACGAACCUGACGCGAGGCACCUCUACGCGGAGCUCGCGAUGGGGCAGUCCGCCCACCAG
Prorocentrum cordatum is the source of this 441-nucleotide messenger RNA. The record is from the annotation of a GenBank genome assembly. NCBI's taxonomy places the organism in Eukaryota, Dinophyceae, Prorocentrales, Prorocentraceae.